GAGUUUCUUUAUUAUUCUCCUAUUUCUCCUUGAUCGCUGGAGUAAAUAUUAGAAUUGAAGCAUUGAAGAUCCAUGAAAACAUGACGAUAUUGAUGAUAUAACCAGAAUCGACAAUGCUGUAAAGGAUGUUCAUAGGUAGUAAACAUUAUCUAUGGUAAUCUUAUCAUGAGGGGUUUAGCAUAGCCUUUAUGGUAAAAAGUCUUGGAUUAGUGAUCCAUAUUGAGAACAUCAAUAUUUCAUCUAGAUCAUCCCAAGAGGAAAAUUUAAAACCUCAGGAGUCAGGACUACUCAAAAGUUGAUAACCAUUAUGAUGAUGACAACUAUAAGAAAUGGUCAAUCAGAAACAAGAGUUUCUUUAGAAGACUGUUUUAGAGAUAUUAUAGAUGGAAAACAAUUGGUACUUGAAACUGAUACAUUGAAUCACAUAUUGAGAAAAAGUUUGCAAGUCAAUAUUAAUGCACUCAAACCAAAAGUCAUUUAUGUUCUACCUUUCAUGUUAGUUCAUUUCAUAAAGUCCUGGCCAGGGUGGCAGAAGAAUACUAGUUAUGUUAAUAAGCAGAUAACAUUGGAAAGCUGGUAUGAAAAAUUCAAAGAAUAUCUUAUUUUCAAAAUAAACUACACUAUAAAAAAUGACAUUGAUAAAGCCUCUGUGUUGCUGAAAUGUGUAUCUAUUGAGGAAAGUGUACUGUUCAAAAUAGAUAAUAGUACCCAGACAAAUCCUAUUACAGAAAAAAUUUUAGCACCAUUUUCAAUUGAAGUUUCUGGACCACCCAAAGUACUAAAUUCACUUGUAUUUUGUGAAGGAGUAAAUGAUGGUAGUGUGGUACUAAAGGAGUACAGGGUAAAUGCAUUGUGGAUUAAGAAACUGAAUACCAGACAGCUUAUUAAUUGGCCUUGUAUUGAAAUGGAAUUCAAAUGUAGACAUUUACAUUUCAAAAGAACCAAUACACAUGAUUUCAAGAGAUGUCUCACUUUCAGCACAGAAAAGCUUUUCUUCAAAAAGACUGAUAAUUUCAUUGAGGAGAUUGAUAUAUUAGAUCAAACCAUUUUAAGAAAAGCAUAUACCCUCAAUGCUGUCAAAGAAUACUGUAACACAUACAUCAAUGUACUGAGGAAUCACCAAAAUACAAUAGAAUGGUCAGGGACUAAUUUGAAGGACAUUGAAACAAUACUUGAAGAUUUUAUUCUAGAUAUAUUUGAUAUUAACAUGAACAGUAUUGCCACUAAUACAUCUGUAUUAUUCAAUAUUGGUAAUUCAAUAUAUGCCAGAAAUAAGAGCAUAAAAACAAGUGAUGAGGCCAUAUGCUUUCAAGAGUGUUUAAAACCAAGAAUGCUUAUGUCACUGAUAAGUUUCAGUGCAAUUGAAGAUGAUGACAACCCAUCCCCAUUUGAAGACCUUUUUGAAACUAAUCCUACCACUCUUGGCAGUUUAUUACCUUCCAUCACAUAUAGGUGUACUUUUUGUGUAGCCAGUUAUAGUGGACUGAAUGAAAUUUGGAACCACCUGGAAAAAACUCAUAUAAUGGAACAACCUGUUUUAUGUUUCAAGUGCAAACUUCAGUUCAAUAUAGCCAACUUGACAAACAAUAGGUGGCACCAUCAGUGUAAAAAAGGUUUGAGGCCAUCAGGUGAAAGUGCUCCUAAGACUCAAUAGCACACAAACUUACAGCUUGCAGAACCAGGUGUAGAAAUGUGUGGAACCUAGAGAUUAAUUUUAUAUAUAAAAAAAUAACUGAUACCUACUAGACAAGUGAGUUUUGAUAAAGAAUAAACAUAUAACUAGCUUUAUCGAAAUUCUUUUGGAUUUUGAUUACAGUUCAUCAAUGAAUAAAUUCAGGCAAAUUGCAAUAUUUUCGAAACAAUUCUUUCCUGUCAAAAUAUUUCUGUUUAUUCAAUAAUCUAUGGUUUCUGACAAUGUUUCAUGAACAUUAUGACAACAAUCAAUUUUUUACUGAUAUUUUUUUAGUUUAUAAUUAAAUUGGUGAUAGAAUUACCU
Phaedon cochleariae (mustard beetle) is the source of this 1996-nucleotide messenger RNA. The record is from the annotation of a GenBank genome assembly. Lineage: Eukaryota; Metazoa; Arthropoda; Insecta; Coleoptera; Chrysomelidae.